GCCCUUGGGUUUCAUCAGAUCAUCGAGUAAUCAAAAUCCACCAUGGGUGUGACUAUGAAGCGAGCGGCCCUCAUCGUCGCCGGCCUCGGCGUCUUGUCUUUCAUCUUCGGAGUCAUUGCGGAGAACAAGAAGCCCGCUGCUGGAACCCCGAUUCCCGGUAAAGAUUCGGUUCUAUGCAAGUAUCCAUCGGAUCCCUCCGUUGCCCUCGGCUACCUAUCGGUUUCGUUCCUCAUAUUAUCUUCUUUCGCCGGCUAUUGGUCUCUGUUUUACCCUUACAAGGGGAAAUCCGUUCCACAAUCUGUUCUCUUCCAAAGCACCAGUUUCUUCGUCUUCUUCAACAUCGCCUUGUUUACCGGGGGGUUAGCAGCCACUCUGCUGUUGUGGCCGACGAUCACAGAGCAUCUUCGCCUGACCCGCAAUGUUCAUCACAAUCUCGAGACACAAUGCCCUACUGCUAAGACUGGACUCCUUGGUGGUGGUGCGUUUGUGUCCCUGGAUUCAGCCCUUUUCUGGUUAGUUGCUCUUAUGUUGGCUGAUAAUGCCCGACAGGAUCACUUUGAUCAAGUUGAAAAUACCAUUAAAGCUUAGCCUCUUCUUUCUGCUGAAAAAACAUACCGUGUCAAAGGGGGUGCCCUGUAAUGCAGUUGAUGGCAUCAUCAACCACUAUACAUGUUUCCCCAACUGUCUUUUUAUCUUUAUCUUUAUGUCUAUGGUUUGCAUUUCACAGUAAUAAUUGUGUAUGACUGGUAUUUCUUCAGCAAAAUAUAUGGAUCCCCAAAAGUAAAUUAGAUA
Messenger RNA from Hibiscus syriacus, 792 nucleotides. RefSeq lists its product as uncharacterized. The coding region runs from base 43 to 588 and encodes 181 amino acids. The transcript is spliced from 2 exons. The record is from RefSeq and is a predicted model, not a curated record. NCBI's taxonomy places the organism in Eukaryota, Viridiplantae, Streptophyta, Magnoliopsida, Malvales, Malvaceae.